Pararge aegeria (speckled wood butterfly) is the source of this 1332-nucleotide messenger RNA. RefSeq names its product lysM and putative peptidoglycan-binding domain-containing protein 2 (gene red). Lineage: Eukaryota; Metazoa; Arthropoda; Insecta; Lepidoptera; Nymphalidae. Bases 12 to 677 code for a protein of 221 amino acids. The record is from RefSeq and is a predicted model, not a curated record. The transcript has 4 exons.
UUACGUCAAAUAUGGAGGAGGAUCGUCUUUUUGAUGAGCGAAUUUCAAUUCGAGAAUCUGCCCGUCCUCUUAAGAAAUACGGGAGUACAUGCAACCACAUGAAAAGGAACGAGGAAUACAUCAAACAUGUAAUGGCAAAGGGCGACACGUUACAAGGGAUCGCGUUAAAAUAUGGUGUCACAAUGGAGAAGAUAAGGCGGGCGAAUCGUCUGUUUGCGUCGGAUAGUUUGUUUUUGAGAGAAUACUUGCUGAUUCCUGUAACUAAGGAGUCUCCUUUCUAUGCAAAUGGGGAGAAGGUGAGAGAGCCUGCGCCACCCAGCCACCGUGCCUCAAUCGCCGGAAUGCCAACCAGGGACUUCUCACCUGGAAGUCCAGAUGAGAAAGAGUCAUUCGACAAUUUCCUCAACAGAUUGGACUCCUCCAUUGCUAAUAUCAAGAAACAUGUAGAAAAGUCUAAAGAAAACAGCGAAUUCGUGAAAGAUAUCGAAGACGGUUUCGUCAGGCAUCGGCCGACGGCGCGUCUGAGGCAGUCACAUUCCAUGGGCGCCUCUACGUCAUAUAAUGAGGUCAUACCCCCGCCCUUGCCGCCUCCACCGGCCCCCCUCACGCAGGGACGCAGGGUCGACACGUCGCUCAAACGCCUGGAAAGAGUCCACGACGACUUAUUCCAGUUGUAGCGGCCGAGACAGCGCAGAUAUGCGCGUUUAGAAUGAGCGUGAUGCUUCGCCGCUGUGACGUCACAGCUCCCGAAGGAUCACCCAACUGGGCAUCCGAGUGAAGCCUAUACGAAGAUCGUAUGAACUGAAAGUACAUGCUUGGUGUUAACACUUUCACUACGAGUGAUAUUAGGUAGUAAAUAAAUGUAAUAUAUGAUCUGUUUGUUGAUUAGGUCGCGUUCGUACUGACAGGGGUCUAACUUAGCGUCGUUGUAGCGAUGUUUUAUGUUGAAGAACAGUCUUUCCAUUAGAAGGAACAAAUUAUUUACCAAUUAUUGAAGAACAAAGUCUUGCCUUUAGUCUCAAACUCGUCGCUUCUUUAAUCUGACGCUUUUGUAUAAGUUAAUGUUCUAACGAUGAGUAGUAUGUGACAUCAUUGCUAUUAAAAAAAGAUAUCUAACCCCUCUGGAAUAUGGCUCUCAUGACUCAUGAGUGCUAAACCUUAUAAACUGAAAUAAGUUUUAUACUACAGAAAAAAAAAUUUAAACAUUAUAUCCCAUUUUAAAGUACGCAAUUAUCCGCAUUGCAUUCAAUCGCUAUUAAGUUGAUUGAAAGCAAGAAAUGUAUGUAAAAUAUUAUUACUUUUACCGUCGGAUUGGCGCAGUGGGCAGCGACC